CCCAGGUGGCAUGUGGUGACAGGUGCAUCUGAACACGCCUGUUGUCGCAAGCAAACAGACCCCCCCUGCAUAGCGAAAGGUCAAGGUCAACAAUGGGACUGUUCCGCCCACAUGAGACCCUCAAAGCUCGGCCGUGCGGCUCACGGGGCUUCAGAGGAUCCUGAUGUACGUCGUGGAAUAAGGGCUGUUUGUACACAUCAUCAGGAAGGGCUCUCCAGCAGAGGGCGGCGUAAGACCAAGCGCAACUCCCAUCCCUUCAGGUCCUCGAACAGUCUGUGCUGUCAGGAUUACACCUGUGAAAAGCAUGAAAGGCUCUCCUGACCUGAUUCCCACCCCAGAUUUGGACCCGAGCAGAGUUUGCAAAGGGAAAGGCGUGGUGACCCUAAGGGCCACUCUCGUCCACAUCGAUGAUGAGGACUGCAUCAGCGAUGAGCCAAACGUCAUCUCAACACCAAGUGGCUGGACAAGCCAGAUUAAUGGAGACAGCUCUAAAGCAGGACUGGCUGAGGGUGGCAGCAAUGACACAGCCGAUUUACCUCCUGUAAACAACACUCUGUGCCAGAACAAUUCAUCUGAGAGCAUAAAAGAAAAUCAAGCUCCGUUCUCCACUGACAUUCAGAACUCGGUGACAUCGACUCCCAGCUCUGUUUAUCCCUGCACCAGCAUAGUUAACCCCACCAUAGUCCUGCUACAACACAACAGAGACCCAACCCCAGAAAGGGACAAAAGCCCCGAAUCCAGAAGUGAAACUGUCAGUCCAGUCCCUGAAAUGGACGGGAAGAGGCAGCGGCUAUCACUGCACUCCCCUGUGCUGAGUCCUCUCAACAAGCCCAUUGUGCCUGUACGGAACACUGAAAAGUCCAAAGACUGGUAUAAGACAAUGUUCAAACAGAUUCACAAAAUACCUGAGCCUAUUGAGGAAAACCCUUACCGUCCCACCUACAUAUUCCCUGAGAGCUAUGAGAUUCAGGUGAAAUCGAAAGAUGAUGGUCCUACCCCCUUUGGUUACUUGGAAGAUGUGAGAGCAGUCCCACGCUCAAAAAGUGAGAAUGAGGUUGAUUCAAGAGGCUGCUCGAUGCCAGUGCCAAUGCGGUCGUCUUCCCUCAAACCCUCUGCCAAAAGGAAUGAGUGGGAGCCCCCAGAUAAAAAGGUAGACACCAGGAAGUACCGCGCCGAGCCCAAGAGCAUCUUUGAGUACGAGCCGGGGAAAUCAUCGGUGCUGAAGCUGGAGAGAACGACUCAGGAUGUAAGUCCAGAAGAUGUAGAUUUAGAGAAUGAGCCUUGGUAUAAAUUCUUUUCAGAGAUGGAGUUUGACAAAGCGAGUGCCCCCUCUUUCAGCCCCUUGGAAACAGCCUCCGACCUGCAGCAGUACUCCUCAAGCAAGUCUGGACACAGCGAGGUGGAGAAGGACAGAGGAUCAUCUACUGAUGAGCCUGUGGCUCCAGAAUGUGACCGUCAUGUUUACAAGAGUGUCCUAGAGGGCGGCGAUAUUCCCUUGCAAGGUCUACGGGCUCUAAACAAGCGCCCCGGCAGCUCCUCCUCCUCUAAAGUGGAUUAUAAAGGUGGGAAUGGCUAUAUAAUUUCACCCUGCUCCUCUGUAAAUAGUCGAUCGAGUCUUGCCAGUAAUGCAAUAGGUAACCAAUGUAAGAGUAAGAAGCCUCUAUCUGCUGCCAAAGCCUGCAUACCCCAAAUCCUGCCCUCUAAGUUUAAGCCCAAACUGCUGCCACCCUGUGGCAACAGUAAGGACAGCAGGACUAAAGAUGCCAGGCACCCGAAGGCCCACAGCUGUGAGGAUAUCUACACGGGGCAAUGUGACACAGACUGUGCUGAAGCGGAGGCCCAACAUUCAGAUUCUAGGUCCAGCUGUGGGAGUGAGUGUGGCGAUGGUCUCAGAAAUGUUUCCCCUGCAAUUAGGAGAAGCGCAUCAGAUUUUUCCAGCCUGUACAGGACCAUGCAUCACAUCCAGCGGCCCAGCUCGACCGGCUGCAGCCCACACGGCAGUGUCCGUAGCCUGACCUCGCUUUUUGAAAAACCAAAGGACAACGGGGAUGAGAGGUCAGAGGCAGAUGAUGGGGGUAGCAUUCCACGGGAUACUGUAUCCUCACGGGUCAACGAGUUUGAAAUGAUUAUCCAGCGCUCCACCUCGGCUCCCAGCCGCUCCUCCUCCUUGCCCAUCCUGCACUUUAGCCACAGCCACAGCCCCAGCCACAGCCCUGCCCACCUCUACAUGGCCUCUGCAGUGUCAGCAGAGUCCCUUUUAGUGGCCAACAACACGCAGGCUGAUGUCUGCAACCUGGACGAGCAGGAGGCCAAGAGCUCUGGGGAGGAGGACAUGUCACCAGAAAGUGUGAUGGUGGAGGAGGCUGCUUCGUCCACUGAGGACAGACAUGACAGCAGAACUGAAUCCCCCUGUAACACAGAAGCAGAAGUUGAACAAAUCCUGAGAGAAAUUUCCCCAGAACUAAAUCACCAAAACAUCAGUGAAUCAAAGAGCCCCUCAGUGAUGCUUACAGCAUCUCCUCCGCAACACAGCCAUCUCCACCACCACCACCACCACCACCUCCUGCACCACUUGAACAAUCAACUCCUCCUCAAACCCAGCAAAUGCAAAGGCUCUUGCCCAGCUUCCUACACCCGCUUUACCACUAUCCUCAGGCAUGAGAGGCAGCAGGCCACGAACCAGCAGGAGAAGCAGCCACCCACAGAGAAGAAGACCACACUACCUGGAAACCUCUUCCUCAUGGGCCCCGCUCCCUUCAGGUUACGGAAGAACCCACAGUCCCAUCAGACUCGGAGGAUGUUGUUAGCCACCAGGGUGCCAGCGGGCACCCAGAGGCCUAUCAGUCUCUCGCCUGAGCUCAGACCUUCCAUCCCUCAGCGUCUGUCCUCCCUGGAGGUUCUGGAGAGGCUGAGUAACGGAGAGGAAAACAACACUGGCUACCUGAGUAACGGGCAGGGCUUGGACGCCAACGGGAACCUACUGCAGCCGCUGGCAGCUCACCGCAGAGACUCCUCCCCAGCUCACGGAGAAAGCCAGGAUGAAGUUUUGAGGAGGCGUCAUGGGGACAAAGAGAAAAUCUUGGAGGAGCAGCGGCGGCUGAAGCGGGAACAGGAAGAGGCUGACACAGCAUCGAGGCGACACACGAGCAUUGUCCCCACACACCACCAGUUCAUCACCAACGAGCGCUUUGGAGACCUGCUUAACAUCACAGAUAACACAGAGAAAAGGAAAUCGGGCAUAGAGAAAACGCCCGCCAUGGCUCGCUUUGACUUCAGAGCAGAAACUCUAAAGGAGCUGCCAUUUCAGAAGGGAGACAUUGUGUACAUCAUUCGACAAGUUGAUCAGAACUGGUAUGAAGGUGAACAUCAUGGAAGAGUUGGUAUUUUCCCUCGAAGCUAUGUUGAGCUCCUCCCCCCCACAGAGAAAGCACAGCCAAAGAAAAGUGCCCCAGUGCAGGUGCUGGAAUAUGGAGAAGCUGUCGCCCGCUUUAACUUCACUGGGGACACAGUUGUGGAAAUGUCCUUCAGAAAGGGAGAGAGGAUUACACUGAUUCGCAGAGUUGACGAGAACUGGUAUGAGGGCAAAAUUUCAGGCACCAAUCGUCAAGGCAUUUUCCCCGUCACCUAUGUAGAAGUUCACAAACGACCACGGGUCAAAAACGGGGUGGAGUACCCGGAUCCACCUGUCAGCCAUUCACCUCAGCGCAGCACCAAUGCUUCACCACAGCUGUACCGUAAUCGUCUGACCACCUCCCCUCUGCCUCUCCCUCGCUCCCCCCGCCGCUCUGUGUCCCCUGAGGUCCAUGCUGUCUCCUCUGAGUGGAUCUCCCUGACUGUGGGAGGUGGGAGUCCCCCUGCGGCUCCCACUCCUCCGCUGCCACCACUGCCCACUGUGUCAUACCGUUGGGGCGAAUACCUGCCCCCACCUUUCUCUGCCAGCCCCGUGCCUCCCAUCACUGGCAGCCCAUACUGCGUCUCCCCCAUGGCCUCCCCAUCCGCCUCCCCUCUACCCCCGCCUUACCCACCCAGACCCAACUCGACCACCCCCUCCCUCACAUUUACCCCGCCUCAAGGGGAGGACUUCCUGCUCUCUCCUUCCUCCCCACAUGUGUCACGUAGUGUGAGCCCCAGCAGUGGGCCGGUGCUGGAGUGCUGGCUGAGGGGGGAGAAGGAAUUGACAGAGGGGGAAGGCGCAGAGGGGGACAGGGGCCGCGCAGGCCCGGGCAGCAGGCGAAAUAGCCCUGCAGAGUUUGUAAAAAAUGAGGCCGACCAUCAUGGACGAAGCACCAGAAGCCCUGUGAUGCUGUUUGAUAUCCAAGAUAACAACAAUGUUAACUCGUUUGCGCAACCCCAGUCACACAGCAGCAGCCCGGAGCCGAACCGUCUGAACUGUGGAAUAUUUCAGGCUUUGUACAGCUACGUGCCGCAAAACGACGACGAGCUGGAGCUGCAGGAGGGAGAUCUCGUCAGCGUCAUGGAGAAGUGCGAUGACGGCUGGUUCGUUGGUACAUCAAAGCGGACAAAACAGUUUGGGACUUUCCCGGGGAAUUACGUGAAGGAGGUGAAACUGUAAAGCUAUCUAAUCUGGCUGUAACACACGGUUGCCUGUCAAGCUUGGGAAGUCAUAACUACCGCGCAUGGCUGUUGGUUAGAAUAGUCAUUUAGCCGGGCGAAUAUUUUUAUCUGGGAAAGUGAUCAGAUCGGCUCCAGGUAUGUCAAACUGCACGAGGCGAAGACGGGGACAGCUCACUGCCCAAACACCUCCAUCACAUUUUACGCACGUCUCCACAGAAGUCAUCGGUCUCCAUACGUGGAAUUUCUCUGUGAAAGCCUCCUGCAAAUUAGCUUUUCGACGUACACGUAAUAGCUUUUAUUGUGUGUGUGUGUAAUUUUACAGUAUGCAAGAGUUUGCGUAGCACCUCAGUCUAGAGGCAGGCAGCAGAGCAGUGUAUGGAUAAAAGGAGUGGAUCUUAUUACCUGAACUGGACCUGGGGAGGCGUCAGAAUGUGUUUUGAUCUUUCAGGGCCAGAGGUGUUUAACACCGCUGGCAAAGUAUGAUGUAAAUCAGGUAUCGUGAAUGAAAUUGAUUCGAUUUAGCUACUUAAAGAAAACCUGUAAUAUGAUCAGAUCACUCUAUGACCCUGUUAACCAGACAGUUCCCUUAAAAAAACAGCUUAAAGUCAGUGCCCUUGGUACUCUAAAUACUUAAAGCCUUAUGUAAAAUGACCCUUUUUAAAAUAUUAAACUAUUUUCCUCCACAUUUUCUGAAUCAUCAGAAAAGUCAGUAUUUGCCUCACAGCAUUCACAACUCAUUGUAGCCCAAGUGUGUUACAUUGAAUACAGUAUUGUCUUCAUUCUCUAUCCAAAGGUUGCUACAGAGAAGUUAUUAACAGCCGUGUGCAUGAGUAGAAACUCUAAAAUGUUGAUGUGUGCUGCUGGCUUCUCUUUUUCUCAGUUUCCACUGCAAACACAUAUUACAGGACACGCAGAUUUUAUUGCAUGUGUCAUAAAAGUGAAACAAAAACUGUGUAUAUGCACAUCCUAUAUUUUGUAUAUUUUAAAACUGUGUUUGCUGAUUAUUGAUGCCUUUAAGGUAGCCGAUGGUAGACGCCUAGCUUCAGAGCAACCACAGGACAGGCGUGGUAGCACUUAACUUCCUGUUUGGUCAUUUAGGAAGAUCGCUCCUAACAGUGUAAUAGCACUGAUGACCUAAAACUCUUUCAAGUUUUAAGUCAAAGCCAACAAGGUGUCUUAGUAAAUAAUCAGUGAUUUUUUUUUAGAGCGUAUUGAGAUUUUAACUGUGCCCUUACUGACAUGAUUGUAUAUGUAAAUGCGUACAGAGAACUGUAUACGUACGGCUGCACAUUUUCAUUCAUAAUGACUACAGUUGUAAGGUCAGCAUUAAUACAGCAUGCACUAUAAGAUCAUUGAGAGACUGACAAAUCACACUGGAGCAUGAAACACUAUCAGCCAGCCAACACCCUAAUAAUUGCACUUUUAACUUAAAGAAAACAGAAGUAAUGACGCGGUGAACGCCGCUUUUUUGAGCCUUUAAUGGCCGAUAGCCGAUGGAAGAUUGCUUUGAUCUCCGCUACCAAAGCAUCAGAGCCGUCUUCCUGCAAAUACGGAGCGCCCACAUCUCCAGCGCCAUCAGAUCCGGUAACAUGUCAGAAUAGAUCCUACACACACAAACACACGAGCGCCCUCACAUCAUCAGCGUCUGCGCCGUGCAGAGCUUUCGGGUAGUGUGUCCAAAAAAACCCUUAGUGCUUGUUAUGACCUGCUCGGAGCAGCAGACUGGGGUAGUUCGUUGCGCAAUUGCUAAAGAAGUAUUUUUAUCUAAUCGUACUUUAUGUUGGGAAGAUUGAUGGUAGUGAGCAGUGGAACUCAGAGAAGCGCUGUCAUCACCUUCUUAUCCAAAAACUCAAAUUAAAGGGCCUACAGUGUAGCUGUUUAUGAACACACAAAAUCUGAAAGAUAAGCUGAAGUAUAGAAACAUAAGACAGAUAAGACUUAUUAGAUCUAGAAGCGUAUGUCGACAGUGUCUUUGUUUUUUGCACCAUGAUGUGUUAGCUACAGUUGUGCAUGUGGCCACCACGUAGGUCAUAUCUGAACUUUAUUAAUUGAUGAAGUACAUUCAUUUAAGCCAGGUCAGUACAAUCAGUGUUUCCUGUGAGAUUGGGUUUUUCUUCCUGUGCAGAUCACAACCGCUACUUUGCCAACAUCAGCAAAAGAAAUGUUUUCCCAGCGAGAUAUCACACGGAAUAUAUUACACUGCAGUGUGGGUUUGCCUUUUUAUCACACUGUUUUUAAUGUCCAGGCAUUUCAUUUUAUCACAAAAGCGUGUUUUGUUUUUUAUUUUACCUCCGCCUCUGUAACUCCAGCUCUUCAUGAAAGUGUUGAUUAGUCGGGAGUCUGCUGAGCUGUCGCCUUUCGAAAUAAAUCCUGUUGCGACGUAGAGAGGUUUGCUCCUUCUCAGACACACUGCACGAUGGGCAAAUAAUCACUCGUUUAGUGACAAAACAAUUGGCAAUAGAUUGUUUCUGUGAUUUUUGUCCGUAAAACGUCACGGGAUGUAUGAAUGUAUGAAUAUAUGAAUGUGUUGCAGGCAGUGUAAACAUGUAAAAAAAACAAAAAAACGUGUGAAACGUUAUUGAACAGUUCGGCAAAUGAAGGAUUGUAAAUAUGUAAAAUAAAAAAUAGACUGCGAGCAAUAGGAGCGUCAGAUUGAACUCUCUGUCACUUGCAGUGGUUUAUUUUGCCUGAAGGAUUUUUUUGUUUUGUUUUAUUGGCAAAGCACAGAGUGGAGCGUUACUGAGCACAGAAAGAUUAAACAUUACGCUGCCAUUUGUGAGGAUCAUGUUGCCUUAUGUUUGAAAAAUUGUGCCUCAUUUUCUUUUUUUUCAGUAUCACUGAAAUGUAUCCAUGACGUAUUUUGUGUAACCCUGAUUUUCCCCGUUUGUUCGAGUCUCUGUGACGGGAGAACAUUUACUAAGAACUUGUCUGUUACUGUACAAGAACCUAAAAGUGUGACAUAACGCUUCGACAUGAUUAACACUCAUGAAAAACGGACGCACAGCCUGCAACAGGUUUGGUUUGUUUGCUUCAAUUUGCAGUGCUGUUACAUUGACAAUAUUAAAAUAAAGAUACUAUACACUGCUGUGUUCGGUAUUAUGCAAUAUUUAAUAAACCAUUUAAACCAUU
Maylandia zebra (zebra mbuna) is the source of this 7704-nucleotide messenger RNA. The record is from RefSeq and is a predicted model, not a curated record. NCBI's taxonomy places the organism in Eukaryota, Metazoa, Chordata, Actinopteri, Cichliformes, Cichlidae.